UUUGAUUCCCAUCAGAGAGGUGGCGUAGCGUCUGCGACGAGAGAUUUGUUUUGAAAUGGCACGUCAGCAGGGAGAGGUAGACGAAUUAUUUGAUGUCAAAAAUUCAUUUUAUAUUGGAAACUAUCAACAGUGUAUAAAUGAAGCUCAGAAACUUAAGGUGUCAAAUCCAGCAUUGCAGACUGAGCGUGACUCCUUCUUGUACAGAGCUUACAUAGCACAAAAGAAGUAUCGUGUUGUUAUCGAUGAAAUCAGUGCAGCAUCUCCUGCUGAACUACAGCCAUUGAAAGUACUUGCUGAAUAUUUCAGUGACAAACAUAAAAGACUUUCAAUCGUAACAAAGUUAGAUGAUCAAACAUCUGGCAACAUAGAUCCCAAAAAUGUGAAUUUCAUAAUAUCAGCAGCAACUAUAUAUUAUGAAGAAGAAAACUUUGAUUCAGCUCUGAGAAUCUUGCAUAAUACAGAUCAUUUGGAAUGCUCAGCACUUAUGCUGCAGAUAUACCUAAAAAUGGAUCGCCCAGAUCUUGCACAAAAAGAAUUGAAAGUCAUGCAGGAGAAGGAUGAUGAUGCUACUUUGACUCAAUUGGCACAGGCAUGGGUUAAUAUCUACAUGGGUGGUGAAAAGUUGCAAGAGGCGUACUACAUAUUCCAAGAAAUGUGUGACAAAUAUGUGAGCACACCUUUAUUGCUAAAUGGUCAGGCUGUCUGCUUUAUUGGCAUGGCAAAAUAUGAGGAAGCAGAUGCAGCAUUGCAGGAAGCAUUGGAAAAAGACAGCAAUCAUCCUGACACACUUAUUAACUUGAUUGUUCUGUCACAACACAUGUCCAAACCAGAAGAGGUGAGCAACCGCUACUUGAGCCAGCUGAAAGAUUCUCAUACAGAUCACCCAUUUGUGAAAGAUUACUUUCAAAAAGAAGCAGAAUUUGACCGGUUAGCGCAGCAGUUUGCACAAGAAUAUGCAACUCCUUCAUAAUGUUAUAUGUUUAUAAUAAAUUGAUUUAAAAAUAUGAAUUUGAAUAAAUUUGUACAUAAACAGCAAAAA
Molecule: messenger RNA, 1039 nt
Organism: Schistocerca americana (American grasshopper)
Lineage: Eukaryota; Metazoa; Arthropoda; Insecta; Orthoptera; Acrididae
Gene: epsilonCOP
Product: coatomer subunit epsilon
Exons: 6
Coding region: 56-970 (304 amino acids)
Biological process (GO): retrograde vesicle-mediated transport, Golgi to endoplasmic reticulum; intra-Golgi vesicle-mediated transport; endoplasmic reticulum to Golgi vesicle-mediated transport
Cellular component (GO): COPI vesicle coat
Molecular function (GO): structural molecule activity; protein binding
Source: RefSeq, a predicted model, not a curated record